AGCAGUGGUAGAAGCGUCUUCCAUCAGUACGUCUUGAUCAUGGUCAGCGGAAGGAGUGCUAACAUGCUUCUCCUCACCGUCCUUGUGCUCUCGAUCGCCUCGCUCAGCCUCGCGCUAGCGAACGGCGGCCACCUCCAGCUGCCGAUCCUUCUCGCCGAGCUGAAAGACCACGGCUACCUGCGCCACGGCGGGCGCGCGGUCUUCCUCGGAGACGCCGCGUCGUGGCUCCCGUUUCUUGAAAGGAACCACCGCUCGGUCGCUCCGGUCAGCUCCGUGCAGCUUCGAGCGAUCCCUGACGGAUCCGUCGACUUCGUCGUCCGCCACGGCGACGGCGUGGAGUUUGGGCUCCUCGAUCGCGUCCUCAAGGUCGGCGGCGUCGCGGCCGUUUUCGCCGCGUCGGAAUCGGCGCGGCAGCUACCUGACAACUACAGGGUCGUGUGCGCGCCCCGCUCCGAGAACGAGGGCGCCCUCGCCUUCGCCGCGGAGAAGAAGGCGCUUCUACAGGCUCCGGGUCGCGCGGAGGAGGACGUUCUGGCCGGCCUCGAGGGCGUCCUCCUCGAGCCCCCGCAGAAGCGGCACGUCGUACGGCGGCUGCGCCCAAAGUUCCUCCCGGAGCUGACCGGCGACUCGCUGGAACGGUACCGACGCCGGGUGUUCAUCGACAUCACGCCGGCUCCAGGCGGCGGCGCGGCGUCGUGGUUCAAGAAGCAUUACCCGAGGGGGAGGCACGAGUUCGAGGGCGUGCGCCUCACGGCCGCCGCGGGCGUGCAGAGCACGGCGGCGGCCGCGGGGAUCGGGGACUGGCUGGAAGGGAACAUGAGGGAGGAGGACUACGUGGUGGUGAAGGCCGGCGUGGAAGCGGCCGAGGAGAUGCUCCGGCAGGGCGCCGCCGUCGUGCGCCGCGUCGACGAGCUCUUCUUGGACUGCGGGGAGGGCGACAGCGCCACCAGCAAUUCGGGGCGGCGACCCUACGGGCACUGGCAAUGCCUGGCCCUUUACGGACGCCUACGAGAUCAGGGCGUCGCCGUGCACGGUGCACCAAUGGUGGAGCGGCAUGCUCAAGUGAAGAGAAAGAGAAACGGGAGCUGAAGAUGGUUCGGGUUCAGAAGCAAAGAGUUCAGCCAUAAGAGAACUGAAAUGUAACAAUAUGCAGGACUCCAUCUCUACUUUGUAAAGUGAACACAUCGUCUCAAAUAC
Molecule: messenger RNA, 1197 nt
Organism: Panicum hallii
Lineage: Eukaryota; Viridiplantae; Streptophyta; Magnoliopsida; Poales; Poaceae
Source: RefSeq, a predicted model, not a curated record